This is a messenger RNA of Pelobates cultripes (western spadefoot toad), 3327 nucleotides long. The record is from the annotation of a GenBank genome assembly. NCBI's taxonomy places the organism in Eukaryota, Metazoa, Chordata, Amphibia, Anura, Pelobatidae.
CUCCUGUUAGACUGGGUUUGUAUUUAGUGAAAGGGACAUUUGUCAUAGCCCAAAUAGUCAGACAUUUUUUCUGUAUCAGUCCUGACAUCUUACUAUGUCUGUAAUAUACACCCUUUUAUUAUAUAGAUUUGCAGAAUGUUGUCUUCAAGGCUUCUGAGCUUAGUUGGAAGAAGAGCGCUUUCUACCUCUGCCUGUCUGCAAGGACAUGGUAAGUAAAGUUAUUAAAGAUAUGUGAUAUGAAAUCUCUUUGUGUAUGUGAAUAAUUCAUUUAAUGUGAGUAGUACAUCCUUUUUAUGUAAAAUAAAUGAACUAUUAAGAAAUAAAUUUUAAACAGUCUGAUUUCAGUGUCCACAUACAAUAUACAUUUUAAGAGCAUUGGCAAAAAUUGCAUUUGUGUGUGUAUAACAUACACACACAAAUACAGGAUACCAAAUUUCCACUAGCCAUUUGUGAGUAAUUUGUCCCUGGUGAGUAGAAGUUCACCUAUGGUUAGAUUCUCAAAGAUUACAGGUUUUUAAGCCAUGUGUGCGUGUAGUAAUAAAAUGUAUUGAUCAUUUCUAGACAUGUUAGUUCUUGAACCCUGACUUGUUAUACUAUUAUAUGCUAAAUAAAUGCCUUAUCCUUUUAAGCUGGUGUUGUGAAAGUCGAAUCGUACAGCCUUCCUAUAUAUGUGGAUCGCCGGGAAAUGCCACUUCCAGAUAUUGCUUACACUGACAGUCUUACUGCUGAACAGAAAGCUCUGAAAGAAAAGGAGAAAGGCACAUGGGCAUCAUUAAGUGUUAAUGAGAAGCUAGAGUGUAAGUCCUUUUGUGAUGUACAUUAUUGGUGAUGUAUACCCUGUUAACAUAUUGUUACUAACAAACUCUUUCUAUUCUACUGCCAGUAAUGCAUUUAAGCUACCAGUAUCUUAGAUUUGACCAGUGGUAUGCACUCCUGUCCAUGCUUUUAUUAAAUCAUUUAACUCAAAUUCAUGUCUCCUCAAAUGUCAGAUUUCUAAUUUAGCAAGCCCCAGUCACCUAAAGGCUAACUCUAAGCACCAUCCUGACAUUAACUUAUCUGUUAAGAUAACUACAAUCCUCGGUUGCUCACUGACCUGGGCAUACAAACUUUUCCAGAACUCGGUGAAGUAUUUUACUUACUGAAAGGAAACCUACUCACAUCUUUAACAAUUGAAAGGUCUUGAUUUCCAAUUAAAUAGCUAGUUUUUGUAAGUCACAUUUGAAAUAUUUAUAAAAAAAAAGUCUAGCUGAAAAAUAGUCAAGGAAACCACAAGACUACCCCUAGACAAACUAUAUUAUGUGUUCAGAAACAGCGCACACAAUGGCACAUGCUAUAUGCCAUAUAAGGGGAUUGUCUAACAGUUCAAAGCAUUAGAAAUCCUAAAGGAAGAUACUAAUGAGAUGGUGCUCUCAAGAUUAGCUCAUGUUUUCCCUGGGGUUGCAGGUGAUGCAAACAUGCAUAUUUUGAUCCUUUCCAAGAUUAAGUAAAUUUUGGGUACAUGUGUAAAGCCUUAUCUAGAAAUUCACUCGGAUCAGGCUUUAGCUCUGUUGUUUACUAGAUCUAUUUCUUCUUAAUAUUUUGCAGGGCAUAAAAAAGACUCUUCUCAUUCCUAUUGCAGCUAAAACACGUUCUAUACUUUCCUCAUAACAUUUCCCUCUCUAUCGGGUACUUGAUCCAUUAUUUAUUUUGACAAAGAAUAUUGUGUGGUUUAGGUUAGACUUUUUUUUUUUUUUUUUUAAUUAAUCUCCAGACAUAGUUUUUUUUUUUUGGCCUUCUACCUUUUGUAUCAUAUGUGAUGGAAAUUUAUACAAUGCAUAUGUUUCUGUAGCUGUAAAAAAAAUAAUACAAAUAUAUUGUUUUAUCAACUUCUUGUAGUUUACAUAAAACUCUCUAUUUUGAAAUUAUAUUUUAUUGACUUUUUUUUAUUUUUAAAUAACUUUUACAGUGUACCGUAUAAAAUUUAAUGAGACUUAUGCUGAUAUGAACAAGGCAUCAAGCGAAUGGAAGACUAUCUUUGGAGGCAUACUCCUCCUAAUGGGAGUGACUGGUUUUAUUGUAAUUUGGCAGAGAAAAUAUGGUAAGACCCCACUAUUUUGCUUAUUUCCUAUUAAAGACAGCAUUCUGCAAACAUGAUAUACUUAAUGGGCAUUAAUCACUACUUGUAGUGUUUUUCUGCAGAAUGAAUUAAGUGUAAUUAAAGUUGCAUCAUUCAAAAUAUUCAUUUUUUAAUGGUCUGUGGAUUUGUCUGUUGCAAAUAAUUUGGCACAAUUGGUUUUAAUGCGUGUUAUCAGCACACACAGCUCUGACAUUAAUGAUUAAGAAUUGCUUAAACUGUAAAAUGGAAUUGGAAUAAUUUAAAUUAUUUAGAUAACGGUUGCAUCACUUGGAGAAAUCUGCACUAAAUCAUUCAUGAGACUGGGUAGUAAUGUUAGGUUAAGCUUAUGUUUUUUUUGUUUUUUUGUAAAUUGAUAGUAGAAAUUUGCACCGGGCUAGGAGACCUGACCAAAAGGAAAAUAUUUGGACACUUACAGUCCAAAAAUAUUCUCUUAUUUAAUUUUAAGAUAUCCUCCUGGUAAGUUUAUUAAAUUCCCUCUACUCUAGAGAAAACCUGAACUAGGAUGUCGAUGGUGUGUAUCACAAGUAGCAAAGUCCAGUAAUGACUCACUCUGAUAGUGGUUAGGUAACACAUUUUGAGAUUACAGAUUAUUCCAGAUAAUUUUUAGAUAUUUUUAUGUAUUUAGCAGGUUGUCCCUUUGUGAUCUAUUGUACUCUUCCUUUUAAACCUAUGCCACCAGCUAAACCUCCAUGUCGUUUAGCUAAACCUGCAUAGGAAAUGGUUUUAGACAUUGAGUGUAGAUGUAAAACUACAUUUAUUUGAUUUCUAUGUUGCCUGUUACAAAAUGGAUGCCCAAUUGGUCAUGGUCAUGGGCAGCCAAUUAACCUAUUUUUAUUGAUAAUUCCAUGUUUAUUCCAAAAUAACCCUCAAUAUUAACUUAUUUUCCUCUGUAGUUUUUGGGGAUGUCCCGCACACUCUGUCUGAAGAAUGGGUUGCUGCUCAGACAAAGAGGAUGUUGGACAUGAGAAUCGAUCCAAUAGAAGGUUUCUCAGCCAAAUGGGACUAUGACAAGAAUGAAUGGAAAAAAUAGAAAACUCCAUCACUUACCACUCCAAUUGCACAGACAAUAACCUGUCUGGUCCAUUCCUGACCUCAUACCUCAUUAUUUCUUCACUGGAAUGUAUCCUCCAACCGAAUAUUACCAAUAAAGUGCUGGUUUACUUGAAACGUCUCUAUCACCAUUUAAUAAUUUGCCAUUUUUGUAUUGUGUA